ACCGGGAUCCGCAGUGUUGGGAGCGUCAAGACACCAGCUUUCUUCGGCUGCUUCUUGUUACUUCUUCUGUCCUUUAUCACGCAUCGAAACUUCUGUGAUAGUCGCCCAACAUGGCCCUCCCUCCCAAGGUCUACCAGUUCCUUGUCGGACUGUUCGCGUCGCUUGGAUCGUUGCUCUUCGGUUACGAUCUCGGUGUCAUCGCACAAGUCAUCGCAUCGCCAAACUUCAAGGCGAAGUUCAAUGCGAGUCCAAAUGAGGUCGGAGCUGUCGUGUCUGUCUUUACGGGUGGAGCCUUCUUCGGUGCAGGAGCUGCAGGUGUGAUGGGUGAUGCGAUCGGACGAAAGCUUACCAUUAUGGCCGGCGCCAUUGUGUUCUUGCUCGGUGGAGCGUUGCAGACAGGUGCUCAAGCUCUGUCAUAUCUCUAUGCUGGUCGUGCCAUUGCUGGUCUUGGUGUUGGUAUCCUCUGCAUGAUCAUUCCCCUCUACCAGGCUGAGUUGGCACAUCCCGACAUCCGCGGUCGAAUCACUGCUCUCCAGCAGUUUAUGUUGGGUAUCGGUGCUUUGAUUGCCGCGUGGGUGUCUUACGGCACCUACAUCGGCUUCCCUGACUCCAGCGAAGGCCAAUGGCGUACCUCGCUCGGCCUCCAGAUGCUCCCUGCCCUCAUCCUGGCGGCCCUCAUCCUCUUCUUCCCUGAGUCCCCCCGAUGGCUCAUUGAUCACGGCAAGCCAGAGGAGGGUCUUCGCACGCUUGCGAAGCUUCACGCCCAUGGAAACGAGAACGACCCCUGGGUGCGCGCCGAAUACGACCAAAUCCAGGAGGCCAUCACCAUUGAGCACGAGCUUGAGGCGAAGUCUUACAUGGAGCUCUGGGUCGACAAGUCUUGCCGUCGCCGUCUCAUCCUCACCAUGGCCCUCCAGGCCUCCGUGCAAAUGACCGGUGUCUCCGCCAUUCAAUACUACUCUGUCACUAUCUUCGAGCUCAUGGGCAUCAAAGGUGACGAGACUCUGAAGUACCAAGCCAUCUCCUCCGUUCUCGCCCUCAUUGCCCAAUUCUGCUGCGUUCUCUUCAUCGACCGUCUUGGACGCCGCGGGCCUUUGAUUGGAGGUAACCUGGCAAACAUGGUCACGUUCAUCAUCUCGACCAUCAUGCUCGCCAAGUUCCCCCCUGGAGACUCCCACAACAAAUCCGCAUCCUGGGCCUUCAUUGUCGUCACCUGGCUGUACAAUAUAUCGUUCUCCGCGACUUGUGGGCCUCUCAGCUGGAUCGUGCCAAGUGAGAGUUUCAACACAAAGACCCGUUCUAAAGGUGUUUCGAUAGCUACGAUGACCUCGUUCGCCUUUAAUACGAUGAUUGGCCAGGUGACACCGAUUGCAAUGCAGCAGGCCGGUUAUCGCUUCUAUAUCCUCUUCAUCGUAUGCAAUUUCACCAAUGCCCUUUUCUUCUGGGCUUUCCUACCCGAAACCGCAAAGGUACCGCUUGAAGAGAUGGAUGCGUUGUUCACUAACACGCCACUCUUUGUACCUGGUGCUAAGAAGCGGGAUUACAUGCCCAGAGACCUUGAGAGGAGAGUCGAGGAGGUUGAGGCCAAGCAGAGCUUCACCGCUCAAGAGGUCGAGAAGGUUUAGAUAUUUGUCAGGGGUCGUGUACAUAGGGCUAGCCUGGGCGGGUUGGACAGGUCAGUGCAUUCUGCC
Molecule: messenger RNA, 1691 nt
Organism: Aaosphaeria arxii CBS 175.79
Lineage: Eukaryota; Fungi; Ascomycota; Dothideomycetes; Pleosporales
Product: general substrate transporter
Exons: 4
Coding region: 111-1625 (504 amino acids)
Biological process (GO): carbohydrate transport; transmembrane transport
Cellular component (GO): membrane
Molecular function (GO): carbohydrate:proton symporter activity
Source: RefSeq, a predicted model, not a curated record